GAGAGAGGGAGAGAGAUGGGAAGAGGGAAAAGUUCGUCUUCUUCCUCGAUAGAGAGUAGCAGUAAGAGCAACCCAUUCGGAGGCUCGUCGAGUACUCGGAACCUUAGCACAGACCUGAGGCUCGGACUCGACUUGGGGACAUCUUCAGGGACGCACUAUUUGAACGGUGGUUACGGGUAUUCCGUUGCAACUCCGGCGACGGAGUAUGCGGCGGUGGUGGCGGAGGAAGAGGAAGAAGAAAACGAGUGUAACAGCGUAGGGAGCUUCUACGUGAAGGUGAACAUGGAGGGAGUUCCAAUUGGAAGAAAGAUCGAUCUAAUGUCUCUUAAUGGUUACCAUGACUUGAUCAGAACCCUAGAUUUCAUGUUCAACGCAUCCAUUCUCUGGGCUGAAGAAGAAGGUAUGUGCAGCGAGAAGAGUCAUGUGCUAACAUACGCGGACAGGGAAGGUGACUGGAUGAUGGUUGGGGAUGUUCCUUGGGAGAUGUUUCUGUCUACUGUGAGAAGACUGAAGAUUUCAAGAGCUUACCACUACUGA
Messenger RNA from Eutrema salsugineum, 537 nucleotides. RefSeq names its product auxin-responsive protein IAA20. Lineage: Eukaryota; Viridiplantae; Streptophyta; Magnoliopsida; Brassicales; Brassicaceae. Gene Ontology annotation, biological process: regulation of DNA-templated transcription. Gene Ontology annotation, cellular component: nucleus. Bases 16 to 537 code for a protein of 173 amino acids. Gene Ontology annotation, molecular function: protein binding. The record is from RefSeq and is a predicted model, not a curated record. The transcript is spliced from 3 exons.